AAUCGCCGAUGCGGUGCGUGCUACGGUUGGGAACAGCGGGCGCCCAGCACCAAGCGUUUAGUUUCUUGUUUUUCUCCUAACUGAACAGCCACGACGGAACGGAUCGUCCGUGACGCUGCACCGUGUUUUUGUCGCACGACGCGUUCGCCAGCAAGAGAAGGCACAACGACUCACAGGAGAAGGUGUAAAUUGCAGAACUUUUAAAGGAGCGUUUUGUUCCUCGCCCCAGAAAAAGAAAACAAAGACAAAAAACGUUCACCUUCCAAUAGUGAAGCGGAUUUUGAGCUGGACUCACUAGACCGUUCGGAGCAGAGACAGAGAAGACGCCUGUAUAUCUCUUCCUGGCUGCCGCAAACCCGCACAUCGACAACGCGGUGCAAUCCCGUGUCGCUUGCCAAUGUCAAACGAUUGCGGAUAAGAGCGUGUGUGGUGCAGCCACACGUUAACGGCACGCUUGCCAGCAGGAUCUCUACGGCUGGGGCUGGGUGAUAGUGUAGUAGUAGGCUGGUUCAGUUUUGUUGACUGGGUAGCCGUCGCCGUCAGCACUAAACAAAACAAGCAAGGAUGUGAGCAGCCCCGUAGUGCGUACUGCUCGGUGUGUCUGUGUUGUGGUGUGUGCGCGCGUGUGUUAGUGCUUACCACGGAUAGUGGAACAACAAAAAAGAGAGAAAAAGAGAAGGCAAAAAAGUCGCAACAAGUGCAUGUGAAAGGAAAAGGCCAGAAAAAAGAAAAGUGAUUUUGCUGUGUGCGUGUGUGAUUCACUCUGUUCUUGCCGCAAAAGAAAAGUAGCAGUAGUAGUAGUAGUAGUAGUACCGUGAUUUACCGAAGAGUGUGUACGUGUGUCGGUUGGGUGGCAAGUGUGGUAAGUGUUUGUGCAAGUGCUGUCACCAGGCGCAAAGGAAGUGCAAUAAGUAAAUCGGGUUGCGUGCCUCCUCUAACCCUUCCCGCUAGUGUCCACCUGUGUGUGUUUGUAUUUAUGUGUCACAUUCAGUAGUGUGUACGUGCGCGUGUGUGCGCUAUGAAGUAAGUGGUGUACAUCUGUGCGUUUGCGGGUGCGUGUGUGUGUUUGUGUUGAGGAAGGGCCCAGACGGCGAUAAGCAAGAUCGGAUCGCAAAACAUACGACAGGCGGAACAGCUGAAAACGCUGAAAUAGAGGGAAAAAAACCCCGUGAGAGGAAAGAAAGAAAGAGACCGGAGGACGGAAACGCUUUGGGGGAAGCGCGAGACACAAAUAAUAGAAAGAGACAGCAACAACAGCAGCAGACGCAACUACAACAACAGCAAGCAGGAAGCAGGAAUUUCGAGAAGAACCGGAAACACACCGGAACGCACAGGAACCAACAGGCUCGGCUAAAAGCAAUGGCUGAGAUAUGAGUGCCCAGGGGGGCUCCCUAGGGGCUCCAACAUUGGGUGAUCGUCGAUCUCCUUACAUUGGAGGCUAUCCCGACAUACAGCAGCAGCAGCACCAGCAGCACCCCCACCAUCACCAUCAGCAACAACAGCAGCAAAGCUAUCAACAGUUGCAGAAUCCUCAUCACGCAGAUUACCAUCGGGGAGUGCUGCACCCGGAAGCAGCGGCCGGUUAUUUGGACGUGAAGCAGCAGCAGCAGCUCCAGAAAGGAUACGCUAAACAGGCUCAGCUACAGGCAGCUGCGGGCCAACAGCAACAACCACAACAACAACAGCAGCAGCAGCGAUCGGCAGCUGGAGCGACAGCCGGUGGACGAGCAGCUGCCGGUGCGCCAACAGGUUUCAACAGUCAAAGUAUGGUGGCAGCGGCCGGCGGGCAGCAGGGCAACAUGGACGUCGGCUACAAUCCACAGAUGAAUAACAUGGCGAUGCAUUCGCAGUCGUCGUGGAAUCAGAUGAACGGCAUGAACCAAAUGGGCGGCAUGGGUGGCCAGAUGAACGGCAUGAACCAGAUGGGUGGUGGUGGCGGCGGAGGCGGAGGCGCCGGAGGUGGUGUCGGUGGCGCCGGCGGCAUGGGACCGAUGGGUCAGAUGGGUGGCGGCGGUGCGACCGGUGGCAUGGUGCCCGGCAUGGGCCAGAUGGGCGGCGGUGGCGGUGGCACUGGUGGCGGUGCGGGCGGUGGAUACGGCCGGCACCAUCAGCAGAUGAACCCGAUGGCGCAGAUGAUGAACAUGGGCAUGGGUAUGGGCGGAGGCGGCGGUGGCGGCGGUGGCCAGAUGGGGCCGGGCGGUGCGGGCGGUAUGAACGGGAUGGCGGCGGCCCAGAUGGGCGGCAUGAACCCGCUCAGCCAGAUGAACCAGAUGUCGCCGAUGUCGAAGAUGCAGGGCAUGGCGAACGGGUACCCGCAGCACCCGCGGAGGAUGGCCCCCUACCCGAACCCCCAGAUGCAGAUGGCCCAGAAGCGGUCGAUGUACGGGAUGGGCCAGGGGCAGGGUAUGCCGGGCGCGGGUGGACCCUUCCCGCCGCAUCAGGCGGCGGCAGCGGCGGCCGCUGCAGCAGCCGCCGGCGUUCCCUUGCCGAUGCAGGCCAGCGCCGGGUACGGGCGGCAUCAUGGGCCGAUGGGUCCGAUGAACUAUCGCGGCGGACCGCCGAUGAUGCAGCAGCGACAGAACACGCCACCGUACGGUGGACCGGGCGUCGGACCGGUAGGAGCACCCGUAGGCCCUGGAGCGCUGAUGGGCCACCAGCAGCAGCAGCACCAGCAGCAGCAGCAACAGCAGCAGCAGCAACAGCAGCAGCAACAGCAUCAUCCUCAGCACCAGCAGCACCAGCAGCAGCAGACGCAACAGCAACAGCAGCAGUAUUACAACACGGGCUACCAGAACAUGCAGGGCUACCAGCCGGACAUUCGCAUGAACUUCCAGCACAGUCCGGUGCCGGGUAAUCCUACGCCACCGCUAACGCCCGCCUCUUCCAUGACGCCCUACAUCAGCCCCAAUCCGGACGUGAAGCCAAACAAUCUGCCGCAGAAUGAAGAACUGCGGUUGACAUUCCCGGUGCGAGACGGCAUACUGCUGCCACCGUUCCGGCUCGAGCACAAUCUCGCUGUCAGCAACCACGUGUUUCAGCUAAAGUCCACCGUCUACAACACGCUCAUGUGCCGGCCGGAUCUCGAGCUGCAGCUGAAGUGUUUCCACCACGAGGACCGGCAGAUGAACACGAACUGGCCGGCGAGCGUGCAGGUGUCGGCCAACUCGACGCCGCUCGAAAUCGACCGGGGCGACAACAAGAACACGCACCGGCCGCUCUACCUGAAACAGGUCUGCCAGCCGGGCCGCAACACGAUCCAAAUCACCGUCAGCACCUGCUGCUGUUCCCAUCUGUUCGUGCUACAGCUGGUGCAUCGGCCGUCGGUAAACCAUGUGCUGCACACGCUGCUGAAGCGUAACCUCCUGUCCGCGGAGCAUGCGGUGGCCAAAAUCAAGCGCACCUUUGCCGUCAAUCACACAACGAACCCGAACCAACCGCUGGGCGGCGGCCCCGACAAGGAUCCGCUUGCGGCGGACGCGUCGGCAACGUCUGCAAAGGUAUCACUCAAGUGUACGCUAACCACCAAGCGGAUAACGUUGCCAGCGCGCGGCCAUGACUGCAAGCACAUCCAGUGCUUCGAUCUGGAGGCCUAUCUGGCGCUGAACUGCGAGCGUGGCAACUGGCGGUGUCCGGUGUGCAGUAAACCGGCACUAACGGAAGGGCUCGAGAUCGAUCAGUACAUGUGGGCGAUACUGAACACGCUCAACUCCUCCAACACGCCGAACGGCAUGGACACGGAGGAGGUGAUCAUCGAUGCGCAAGCGAACUGGCGAGCGGUCAAACCACCGGGCAGUGUCAAUAAUCCCAACAUUGGAGGCAGUCUCAACCCUCAACAACCGUCACAGCAGCAGCAGCAGCAACAGCAACAACAUCCACAGCAGCAUCAACAACAACAAGCACCACCAAUGCAGCAGCAGCACCAACAGCAGCAGCAACCGCCCGUACCAUCGGAACCGAGUGGCGGCAAUGCGCGCGGCGCUGGCACGCCCGGCCUGCCCGUGAUCAAACCGGACCCGGACGGUGUCGACGCGAAGCACUUCAACAAGGUGAUGUCACCUGGAUCCACCUCGCUCCCGACCUGGGACAACAUGAACGCAAUGAGCCCCUACAUGAGCCCGGACAUGAGCUCGAUCGCUAGCGGCAGCAUGAUGGGUUCCAACUACAACCGAACGCCCCAGUACGAUUCGUACGGCAAUGCGAUCAUCAAGCAAGAACCGGGCACGAACCCCGGAUCGGUCGGCGGCCCUGGAAGCGUCGGUAACAAUAACGGCCCCGGAACACCCGGAGGUGGUGGUGGCAGCGGUGGCAAUGGUGGUGAAUUCCACGCCGGCAAUCCUUUGGCACAUCUGAGCGAUUCGGUCAACUCGCUCGAUCCGCUGAACGCGAUGGAGAAAUCUCUGAACGAUCAGGUAAGUAUCGUGUGUUUGCAUUCCCUCGCGCGUCUUGCAACCGAUUACAAUGUUCCGCAUGGUGUUUUGCUGUUACAGAUGCCCCACACACCGCACACACCGCACACACCGGGCGGUGGCAACUCGUCCGGCCAUCCGAUGACGCCGGGCGGACCGCCAAGCGUACCGCCGGCGAACGACAUCAACAACACCUCCAACCCGCAGCAACAGUCCACCGGCAGCAACAGUGGCGGCAACGCGAACGGGCAACCGAACGGCGGCAGCAGCAGUAGCGUGAACGGCAACAUGAGCCACAGCCCCGGCCAUGCCGGGCAUGGCAACAGCAUGCAGCAGCUACAUUCACCUCAGCAGCAGCAGCAUCUGGGCCUUGGGCCCAACAACCCUGCCGCGAACAUCAUGAACUCACCGCAAAGUCUCAUGAACUCACCGCAGAACAUGAUGAACUCGCCCCAGAGCAUGAUGCAGCAACAGCAGCAGCAGCAGCAGCAAAAUCUCCUCUCAAUGGGCUCGAUGAUGGGCCAGCAGCAGCAGCAGCAAAGCCAUCAAAAUGCGCUGGCCGGUCUUACCGAUGUCGAUCUGCCGGCAGAUCUCAACUUCGAUCCGGCCGCCGUCAUUGAGGGUGAAGGAGGCAACGAUCUUAACCUACUACCGGACAACGGCAUUGUCGAUCCGAUGGAAUUGCUCUCCUAUCUCGAUCCGCCGGAUCUGAACACGCCCCCGUCAAGCGGUUCCAGCAACAACGCCAACAGCGACGACAUUCUGGCCGCACUGUUCGACUAAGUUCGCCCCAAUUGACAGCACUAAACACAACACACACAACAUAACACACUAAGGACCAUCACAACGUUUUAGAAAGUGGAAUUUGAACACACAGAGAGAGAACGAGGGAAAGAGAGUAUGAUAAAAGGGGAAAAAACAUUUGAAAAUGGGAACAGAAGGAAGAGAGAGAGAGAUAGGAAACCAUAGAGUUAGCGUAGUCGAUAAUACAGUACAGACGCGGGCGGGCGGGCAUUUUCCGAUUCCUAUUUCUUCCCCACCACCACCCCCACUAAAUGGGGGCAUGUCUCCCCAUUACUCUCUGCCCAGCGGCACACACACAGCGUGUGCGUGUGGGUCGGUCGGUCUUGUGUUGUGCUAGUUCCCGGUUUUGUUGUUUGUUUAAUCGUGUAGCGCGGCCUGAUAAGAAGGCCCUCCCUUCUCCCCAAGAUUUUUUAAGUGGCCAGGGUUUUUAGUUUUAGUAUGUACAGCUUUCACCGCGGGGAGGGGGGGGGGAGGAAACCAACAAACUAGCAAUUGAUUGCAAAACGGGUCUUGCACGAAGACACAAACAACACACUCACACACACACAGCAUCUAUCGUAUCAGGUACUCGCAUUGUCACGCAGCUGGCCAGCAUCGCUUUUCUUGUUUGGAAGUGUGGGAAGGUUCCACUGGGGAAGGAUGUGUGUACGGCUCGUGUCCUUCUAGUGUAGCAAACAAAAUGGGGUUUAAAAGGAAGAAAGGAGAGAAGAGAGAGAGGAAGGGAGAUAGAGGAAAAGAAAGAGAGAGAGAUGAGAGCCGAUGGAGGGGAAAAUUGCAAGCAAAACCAGCACUAACUAACCUUCAAAAAAGAGGUUUCAUCACGAGCACGUUGUUCGUUUUUAUCCUCGUUUAAGGGAGUUUUUUUUUGUAUGUUUUGUUCCAUUAAGUUGUGAUUUAUUUUAAUUCACAGCCUAACUAAAGUCAUGCCCUGUUAUGGUAGGAACACACGCUCACACACACCCCAAGCAAGCCACACUAACAACACAUUGGCGAAGCAAGAACUUAAACUUUCUCAACAAAAACAGUGGGAAACGGGAGUUCUAUUGUACAGUUAAAUUAAUAUAAACGCCUCGCCUUUUAUGUGUGUGUAUGUGUGGCCUUUUAUAUUUUGGCAUUUGUUUUAUUUUUUGGUUAACACUCUCCUUUAAGGUUGGUCAUGUAAGAAGAAUUAUUUAUUUACUAGCAAUUGUGGUUUGCACCUUCAGCUCGUUAAGUUUUUGCUUGGUUCUCCCUUAUAUCUCUCUCUCUCUGUACGUUUCUCUCCAUCACUCUCUUUCUCUAACCUCUUUCUCUCUCUCUAUCUCUCUCUGCAUUCUCUAGUACGAGCGCGGUUUAUUUAUUAUUAUUUUUAUCGACUACCAUAACUUAUCUCCUGCGCUUUUCUCGUGUAUUAUAUUCUGUUUUCUAUUUUGUACUGUAACUAGAGCGAACACAAAACUCCAUUAGAACGUAAAGCUACAAAUAUAUAAAUAUAAAUAUUACAAAGCAAAACAAAUCUGUAUGUAUGUAAUGCCUACCAGCGUCACGUGCGUCACGCCUGCGUGCGUGGUUUCGUUUUUUAAGCAAGGAAAAAGGGUUUUCAUUCUUGUUUUUUUUUGUUUUAUUUAGUUUUCUUCCUACCCCCCCUGCAUUAUUAUGGCGUGUGUGUGUGUGUGUGUGUGUGUGCUGAAUGUAAAAGAAGUUUGAGUGGAAACAGAAAGAAAGAAGGAAAGAAUGUGGCGCAUCCUAGACAAAACCCCCCACACACACGAUGAAGAAAGGAAGCAAGAACAAUGUAAAAUGUUUAUUUAGGAAAGGCUGGGAAGGCGUUUGUUUAAUUGCUAAGCUUUAGAUCAUAGAGGGGGAUGUGAGUGGGGAAAUAGGGUGGUGUACCGACAGCGACGGUAAAAAAUGGAAAAGUGAUUGGAAAGUAAGGGAAAAGUGAACGCGUGAAAGUUGGGUUAGAACAGUAAAAAAAGGGGAGGAAAAGUCAAACUAAAAACAGUGUAGAGCAAAAGGAUAAGCAAAGAAAGAAGAAAACACACACACACACCUACACGAAAUGGAAUAUGUUACAUUUAAUGAUACUAAAUUUUAAAUACAACAUGAAGAAGAAGGAGAAGAAGAGGGAUGAGAAGACGAAAAAGAAACAAAACAAACCCAAAAGAAAAUUAAUCAAAAGUGUACAAAACAUGAAAGUAACCUACUAUUACUAACGAAAAUUCAAGCGUAAGUGAACACAACACAGAAAAGUAGAAGAAGAUGAAGAAAAACACAAACACAAAUACAAACAGAAAAAAACAUACAUUUUCUCUCACACAGUGACACAAAACCAUACUACACACAUACACCAAUAAAAAUGCAUUAAAAACAAAACCCAAGCAUCUAACUAUUAGUGAAAAGAGGUGAGAAAGAGUAAAUGAAAAAACAAAACAAAACAAAAACAAAAACAAAAUGGCAAACCCAAAUGAGAGGGAAACACAAACCUUCCCUACAAAACCCCAACUGCUCCCCAUUUACCCAUUAGAACUUAACGAUACACAGCUUAGCAAAUUAUUAAAAAGAAAACACACACACACACACAUACAAAACUACAUUAGAG
This is a messenger RNA of Anopheles arabiensis, 7791 nucleotides long. RefSeq names its product zinc finger MIZ domain-containing protein 1 (gene tna). Bases 1371 to 5189 code for a protein of 1272 amino acids. NCBI's taxonomy places the organism in Eukaryota, Metazoa, Arthropoda, Insecta, Diptera, Culicidae. The transcript is spliced from 11 exons. The record is from RefSeq and is a predicted model, not a curated record. Gene Ontology annotation, biological process: regulation of transcription by RNA polymerase II; protein sumoylation. Gene Ontology annotation, molecular function: SUMO ligase activity; zinc ion binding.